This is a messenger RNA of Passer domesticus (house sparrow), 5306 nucleotides long. RefSeq names its product SURP and G-patch domain containing 2 (gene SUGP2). Gene Ontology annotation, molecular function: RNA binding. The record is from RefSeq and is a predicted model, not a curated record. Gene Ontology annotation, biological process: RNA processing. Lineage: Eukaryota; Metazoa; Chordata; Aves; Passeriformes; Passeridae. Gene Ontology annotation, cellular component: nucleoplasm. The coding region runs from base 447 to 3914 and encodes 1155 amino acids. The transcript is spliced from 11 exons.
GCCCGCCGGCGGGGGAUGCGGCGGCUCCGCGCAGCGCAGGCGCGGCGGGAGGGGGCGGGACACGGCGGCGUGGUUAGCGCAUGAGGGGGCGUGGCCCGCGCGAGGGAGAAGGCGUGGUUAUACCGUUGAGGGGCGUGGCCUAGAGGGAGGCGUGUCCAUCCGCGGUCUCCGUGAGCCCCGGGAGCGGCGGGAGGGGCGUGGCCAGCGGCGGAGGGGCGUGCCUACCGGCGGGGGCGUGGCCAGCGGAGGCCCCGGUGUGGCGGGCGGCGGCGGGGCCGCCCGGGUGAGGCGGGCCGGGCUCGGCUCCGCUCCGGUUCCUCCCCCCGGCGCUGCGCGGGGAAGCGUGAGGGUCCCCUCAGGCCGCGCCUCCCCUCAGGCCGCGGCGGGAGCCCGGGCCCGCGCCAGGCCGUGCCGCGCCGCGCCGCUCCCGGUGCCGUGAGGGGAAGAUGGCCUCUCGGAGGAUCACCCGCGAGACGUUCGAGGCCGUGGUGCAGGACAAGGCGAAGCGGUACCGGAGCGGUGCCGCGGGGGACGCCGUCCAUCAUUUCCCAGCUCACUCGCGGCCGCUGCCCCGGCCGCGCUACAACGAGAGCUUCCCCCACGACGGGCGCUUCCCUCACGCCAACUGCCAGCCCCGGGACUGGGGCCAGGAGCCCGGCGAGGAUUACCCUGGGGACAGCUACCCCGGCGAGGACUAUCCUGGAGAGAACUACCCCGGCGAGGAUUACUCUGGGGAGGAUUACCCUGGAGAGAACUACCCCGGGGAGGAUUACCCCGGCGAGGAUUACCCCAGGGAAAGUUACCCCGGCCCCUCCUACAGGGCCGCCAGCCCCCUGCUCCGCAAGGAGAACUAUUUCCACGGACAGUUCUCCCGGCCCGCGCCCCGGGAGCGGGAGUUCGGCCAGGAUUACGGCAAGUUCGGCCGUGCAGCUGCCCCGGGCAGGGAGCACGGGCAGCAGCAGCACCGCGACUACGGGCAGCAGCGGGACAGGGAGUACGGGCAGCAGCGGGGUUACGGCCCCUCGCAUUGCUGGGAAGCGGGGCAGCAGGGAGCGGGGUUUGGCUCCUCGGAGCUCUUGGGGGAUUUCAGGUCUCCCGGGCUGCUGGAGGAGGAGUACGGCCCCGCGGAGGAGCAGGAGUACGGGGCGGCGGACAGCGCGUUCCGGCCGCCGCUGCGCAGGGGGGGCGCGGCCAGGGGGAGAGUGCUGAGGGGAAAACGCCCCACCCGGGGCGUGGGGAAACCCAAGGUGUUCAAAGGAGACAUCAAAAGCCCCCUCAGGAAGUGGGGUGUGAAGAAAGCGCAGCCAGGCCUGGAUCCCCAAGCUCUGGAUCCGCCUCUGGAGGUCGCCGAGCAGAGGCCGGUGCCCCUCCAGCAGCACCCCAAGCUGCCCCCGCACCCCGCGGCAGCCCAGAGAGCCAUCCUGAGGCUGCCAAAGCCCGCCCACGUCUUCAGGAACCUCAACUUCGACCUGGUGGACAAAUCGGACAUUUUCUCCACCUUCGGCAUCGAGAUCAUCAAGUGGGCCGGGUUCCACGCCAUCAAAAACGACGCCGAGUUCUCGCGGCUCUUCGGGGCCCUCUUCGAGCUGGAGACCGAGACCUGUGCCAAGAUGCUGGCCUCCUUCAAGUGCUCCCUGAGGCCCGAGCACAGAGAUUACUGCUUCUUCACCAUCAAGAGCUUGCAGCACGCCGCCCUGAAAACCCCCAAGGUGGACAACGAGUUCUUGAACAUGCUGCUGGACAAGGGGGCGGUGAAAACCAAGAACUGCUUCUUUGAGAUCAUCAAACCUUUUGACAAAUACAUCAUGAGGCUCCAGGACCGGCUCCUCAAGGGCGUGACCCCGCUGCUGAUGGCCUGCAACGCCUACGAGCUGAGCCUCAAAACCAGCGGCUUCGGCAACCCCAGGGACAUGGCCAGCGCCUUCGAGACCACCGUGUCCCUGUGCAGGAAGUCCCUGGCCCUCCUGGGCCAGACCUUUGCCCUGGCCUCCGUGUUCAGGCAGGAGAAAAUCCUGGAGGCCGUGGGGCUGCAGGAGAUGGCCCCGGCGCCGACGUCCUUCCCAAAUUUCGACGACUCCACGCUCUUUGGGAGGGAGUACAUCGAGAACCUGAAGGCUUGGCUGGACAAGAGUGGCUACCCCAUCCAGAUGAAAAGAGCAGAGGCAGCAGCCACGGGGCAGCUCGGAGCAGCCUCCCCCAGCCCCACAGCCCCCCAGCGAGCUGACAGGAAGGUUCUGGACACAAUUGAGCAGCUGGUGAGCAGCAUCGUGGCAGGAACUUUGUCUGCCAAGGACAGGAAUGCUCAGAAGAACUCUCCUGAAUACUGGUUCCUGUGUGACGAGGAGAGCCUGGAGUACAAGUACUACAGGCUGAGGCUGUCGGAGGUGCAGAGGAGCAGCCUGGCAGGGGAGGCAGCAGCCCCGGAGUCCCUCAGGGCCAUGCUCUAUGCCAGGAGAGUGGCCAGCAUCAAAAGGAGACUUUUCAAGCACAAAAAAAAGCCCGUCCUUGUCCCUGCCCGUGCCAGGAGGGCGAGGAGGGCGAGCACGGGCACCCAGACCCUGCUGUCAGCUGGCACCGUGCUGAAACAGCCAGACAAAAAUCCUCCAGGUGCCAAGGCUGGCCUGGCACAGCCCGGGCUGGCCCAGCCUGGCCUGGCUGCCACCAGCUGUGCCCCUCAAGGUGCCACCAGCUGUGCCCCUCAAGGUGCCACCAGCUGUACCACUCAAGGUGCCACCUCCUCAGCCCCUCAAGGUGCCAGCUGCGCCCUCCAAGGUGCCACCUCCUCAGCCCCACAAAGUGCCAGCUCUGACCCUCAAGGUGCCAGCUGUGCCACUCAAGGUGCCACCUCCUCAGCCCCCCAGGGUGGCAGCUGUGCCCCCCAGGGUGGCAGCUGCUGCCAGGUGCCCGAGGCAGCAGAGGCAAGAGCAGAUGCCCAGGCUUUGGCCACGGCUGCCGAGCCCCUCCCAGGCCUGGGCUCGCCCUUUGCUGAGGUGGAUGCCAAAACCAUGGAAACGGCAGAGAAACUGGCCAGGUUUGUGGCUCAGGUAGGACCAGAGAUUGAGCAGUUCAGCAUUGACAACAGUGCAGAUAACCCCGACCUCUGGUUCCUCCAGGACCAAACCAGCCCUGCCUUCAAAUUCUACCGCAUGAAAGUCUUGGAGCUGUGCCCCUCCAUCACCUUCAGCCCCGAGGCUGCAGAAGCUGCCAGAGCUGCAGGGCCAACCCUGGACAUGGAGGAGGACGAGGAGGAAGAGGAGGAGGAAGAAGAAGAGGAGGAAGAAGAAGAAGAAGAAGCUGAGUUUGAACCCUCCCAACCUGAUGAGGAGGAUGAGGAGGAUGAGGAGGACGUGGCAGCAGGUAGAAGGGUGACAAAGCUAGAGGAAGAUGUGGUGUCCAGAGCAGGAGAGGAGGUGUCAGGAGGUGAAGUGCAGCUCUCCAGCCCCCCUGACGGCGCUGUCCCAAAUCUGUCGACACAGGCACCCGGCCCGGGCCCCGGCGCGCGCUUCCCCCGCAAACGGGUCAGCUCCAAGUCCCUGAGGGUGGGCCUGAUCCCGGCCCCCAAACGGAUCUGCCUCAUCCAGGAGCCCAAAGUGCAUGAACCUGUCAGGAUUGCUUAUGACAGACCCCGGGGCUGCCCUGUCACAAAGAAAAAAAAGAAGCCCAGGGCGGUGGAGGUGCCCCAGAAGAGGCUGAGCCCCAGGAACGUGGGCUUCCAGAUGCUGCAGAGGAUGGGCUGGCAGGAGGGGCACGGGCUGGGCACGCGCGGCCGCGGCAUCCGAGAGCCCCUGCACCUGGGUGCAACCUCUGCUGGGGAGGGUUUGGGAGUGGCAGGGGAAGAAAACCAAGAAGAUGCUUUUGACAUUUUCCGCCAGAGGAUGAUCCAGAUGUACCGCCAGAAAAGGGCAAACAAAUAGCUCCAGGCUCUCUUCCAUGAAGACCCCAGGGCCCCUCCCCACCCUCCCGUGCUCUCUCUGCUGGAUUUGGUCGGAUUUCCCUGGAAUUCCACCCCAAACUCUGGAUUUUCCAUCCUAAAUUCUGGAUUUCCCUGGAAUUCCACCCCAAACUCUGGAUUUUCCAUCCUAAAUUCUGGAUUUUCCACCCCAAACUCUGGAUUUUCCACCCCAAACUCUGGAUUUUCCGUCCUAAAUUCUGGAUUUCCCUGGAAUUCCAUCCCAGACUCUGAAUUUUCCAUACCAAACUCUGAAUUUCCCCUGGAAUACCAUCCCAAACUCUGGAAUUCCAUCCUAAAUUUCAGAUUUUCCCUGGGAUCUACCCCAAACUCCGGAUUUUCCACCCCAAAUUCUGGAUUUCCCCUGGAAUUCCACCCCAAAUUCCAGAUUUUCCCUGGAAUUCCACCCCAAAACUCUGGAUUUUUCCAUCCAAACAUCUGAUUUUCAACCCCAAACUCUGCAUUUCCCCUGGAAUUCCACCCCAAGUUCUGGAUUUCCCCUGGAAUUCCACCCCAAGUUCCAGAUUUCCCCUGGAAUUCCACCCCAAAUUCCCUCCUUUCCGUGCAGUUUUCCAUCCCAGGAGGGGCAAAUGAAGAUUUUCCCCAUUUUGGUGUCAGUAACAUUUGGUGGAAAUGUUCAAUAAAGUAGAGCUGGACAGUUCUGCUGCCUCUGAUCUCUCAUUGGGAUUUUUUGGCCCUUUGCAGGAGAUGUGCAUUUUUAUUUUAAUUAAAUUAAUUUUUUUUUGCUGGAAUUUGGAAUUCCUCUGGAUGCAGAGCAGGAUUUUGGGGUCAAAAUCCAUUUUUGGGAUGGGAUUCCUCACCAAAAACUGGAAUUAAUUCUUUCCCAAAAAAUCAAUAUACAACUUUUUUUUUUUUUCCUCUUGACCUCCCACUCCCAAUUUUUAUUUUGCCCAAAUAAAGCCUGGCCCCAAAAAUCCAAAUAUUCUCCUUUUGGCUUCUUCCUAUCCUAAUUAAAACAAAAUUAAAAUUUAAUUUCCAUUUUUAAUCCUGCAUGUCUCACAGCUGAGUGGCCAAGCACAACCUGAGGUGGGUUUGAGCAAUAAAACACCUGAAAAAUCAGAAUAAAACACCCAAAAAAUCAGAAUAAAACACCCAAAAAAUCAGAAUAAACACCCGAAAAAUCAGAAUAAACACCCAAAAAAUCAGAAUAAACACCUGAAAAAUCAGAAUAAAACACCCGAAAAAUCAGAAUAAACACCUGAAAAAUCAGAACAUGCUGGAACCACCACGGGGUUUUUCUGAAAUCAAUCCAGUUUUGGGGUUUUUGGUGACCUGGGUUCAGUUUGGGGCUGGGACUGGUGGAGUUCUCUGUGCCAAUAAAAUUCUGGUGUUGGAA